CGAAGCUGUUCACGUGGAUCCCGCCGCGACCGGCGAUGCGGCUCAAGCCCAAGCCGAAGGGUGCCGAGGGGGAUGCCGACGGGGGUGCCGACGGCGAGGGCGAGGGUGCCGACGCGGCUCCCGCGGAGGAUGAGGAACCCCCGCCGGAGCUCCCGGAGGAGACGGCGGAGGAGGCGGAGGCGCGACGAUGCGCCGAUCCCUCGUCCGCGCCGAGCGACGUGAUCCUCCUCAAGAUCGCCGACGGCGGCCAGCACGCCCGGUCGCUCAAAGAGAAGCACCCGGAGGAGUACGAGGCGUACGUGGAGUGGGCGCGAGCCGAGGAGGAGGCUGCGAAGACGGCGGAUGGGGCGAAGAGGUCGCACGCCGACGCGUUGAAGGAGUGGCGCAAGGCCAACAAGGGUAAGAGGGAGGGCGACGAGGGAUACGAACCGCCACCCGCCGAACCGUCCCCCGCGUGCACCGACGUGCUCGUGGCGCACCUCGUGUACACGUGGACGCAAAAGUCGGUAAAGUCGGUGACGCUGCACGAGGUGGACGCUCGCGGGACGGCUCACGCGCGGACGCGUCGCGCCAAGAAAUCUCUCGGCGAACCUCGCAACUUUCGCGGCAUGGUCGGCCUCUCCGUCGACGCCCCGGACCCGGCCGAGGCGGAGGCGGCGAGGCUCGAGGCUGAGGCGGACGCGGCGGACGUCGAGCGGCGGCGAGCGCGGCGCGAACGAUCCGAGGCGCUUCGCGCGCGUCAGGAGAAGGAGGCGGAGGCUCGCGAGCUCGACGCGCUGCACGCCAGGUCGGCGUCGCUCAGGGCGUACCUGGCGUCCGAGGUUAUGCCGGUCGUCACCGACGCCAUGCUCCAGAUGCUUCGCAUACGCCCGGAGGAUCCGGCGUUAGCGCUGUCCGACUACCUGCUCAGGUACGAUCGGCGGGUGGCUAUCGAGGAGGAGGCGGAGAGAGCGGCGAAGGCGGCGAUGGAACGAGCCCUCUUGGAGGAAGAGAAGAAGCAGGAGAAGGAGAGACGUCUGGAGAUUUCUAGACGUAAGGCGGCCGAGGCUCGCGCGGCGAUCAAGCCCAAGUCGGUGGUGCGGUUCGUGCCCAAGGUGCCGCCGCCGCGACCCCGACCGCCGCCCGCGGAGGAGGCUGCGUAGAUUUUUUGGACGGAGCCGAGCGAUGAUUUCAUAUUCGCGUGUCGAUGCUUAAAUAUUACGAUGAGGUAUUAGUU
Micromonas commoda is the source of this 1216-nucleotide messenger RNA. RefSeq lists its product as hypothetical. The coding region runs from base 36 to 1142 and encodes 368 amino acids. The transcript has a single exon. Lineage: Eukaryota; Viridiplantae; Chlorophyta; Mamiellophyceae; Mamiellales; Mamiellaceae. The record is from RefSeq and is a predicted model, not a curated record.